CGUUUAUCAUCAGUUUGUCGAUGGCAACGCGCGCAACUGGACGUUCCUUCGCUUUCAUUCGAAUCUCCUCUUCACGUGUGCACCCUACAAAAAUUUCACUUUAUAUUCACUGCAUGUGUCUGAGUUUGUGUGUGUGUGUGUGAUUGUGUGUGCUUGCGAGUACGUUGUAGGAGCUAACUUUAAACGGUUUUAGCGGUGCUGCAAGUGUGUGCUCGAGCCACUUUCCUAAUUUUGCCGGUUACAAAUUGUUUAUGCUAAAUAUCAAAAAUCAAAAAAAAUUAAAAAAAAAAAAAACCUUUCUGAGUUUUUUAUGUGGUGGCAUGUGCAGCAAGUUCCAGUUAGAAAUACAACAACAACUGCAGAGCAGUCGAACAAAUCUGGGCGAACGAAUGCGGUUUAAUGCGGGCCAUGCUGGCCCACGCCCACAGCAGGUUCACAGCAACAACAGCAACAACAACAACGAGAACAACUAGAGAGUAAAGUGAAGUUGAGUUAUGUUGCUGGCGGAUGUGAAAUUCACUUUGAGGAUAUGAAAAUAGCGCAUAAACGAGCCAUAACACAUGCGAACAAACGGAAGAGCUUAAAAGGAGUGCAAAAAGAGGAAAAGUACAGGCAGAGCUUGGUAAUACAGCACACGUAUACAACACUGCCAGAGCAACAGCAACAGCAACAGUAACAACAACAACAACAACAACAACAACAACAACAACAAUAGCAGCAGCAAAGUUGUCAAAAGAAAAGUGAAAGCCGAAAACUGUAAACGAGACUUCGUGUAAACACUCAAAAGCUCGUUAACAGAAUACAUCCUGCCUGUGCCUGCCCGCCCGCCUGCCUGCCUGGCUGCCUCUCUCUCCCACCCUCUUACUCACUCAUUCUGUGAGUGUGUAUCAUCAUCAUGUACGUACAACAGCAACGACUGAGCCGUCUGAGUAGCUUCAACUGUCGCCUCUGCCCGGCCAUUGCCAUUGCCAUUGCCAUUGCUAUAGUCGCAUAGUCGCAUAGUCGCGCUUCCGCUUCCGUCUACGCUCACUCGCCUCAUUUCCGCUGCGGCUGCAAUUAAGCCAACUACCCUCUAACCUGCAACAAAACAACAACGGCAAAAACAACAACAACUACAACUGCAAUAAGAAUGGCGCGAGCGACCAACUUUAAUGACGCGCUGGACUACAUCUACAUAGCCAACAGCAUGGAUAGCAAGGCCUAUCUGAUAGCCGACCCGCGGCCCGACGAGCCAGCCGAUGAGGAUAUGAUGCAGCAGGCGGAGGAGGAGGAGGAGGAGGAGCAGCAGCAGCAGCAGCAGCCGCAGUUAAAUGGCGGCGACAGCAAUAACAACAGUCAAUACUACAACGAUGGCGACUUUCCGAAUACGGCGGCAGCUGUGGCAGCUGUUGCGGCCGCGGCUGCCUUGGAGAACAAUGCGAACAGCAGCUCGCCGAGCUUUCCCAGCCCCAAUAGCUCACCUGGCUCGCCGCUGGCGACCGCAGCGCUGGCAGCAGCUGCGGCCAGCGCCUCGGUGGCGGCGGCUGCAGCGCGCAUAACCGCCAAGGCGGCGCAUCGGGCGCUGGGCAGCAAAGCGGCUAUCGACCUGAUCGAUGCCGACGGCAGCAAAAGUGCGGACAAUAAUUAUACGAAUGUGGCUGUCGGCCUGGGUGCGAUGCUGCUGAACGAUACGCUGCUGCUGGAGGGCCUGGGCAACGAGACGGGGGGGCUGGGCAUCUUUGGCGAUGUGGUGAAUGGCAGCGGGACGCUGUUAAAUGGCAGCGCAGCGAUCAAUGUGACGGCCAGCAAAGUGGCCGAGGAUGACUUCACGCAGCUGCUGCGCAUGGCCAUCACAACGGUGCUGCUCGGCCUGAUGAUACUCGUCACGAUAAUUGGCAACGUCUUUGUGAUAGCUGCCAUUAUACUGGAGCGCAAUCUACAGAAUGUGGCCAACUAUCUGGUUGCCUCACUGGCCGUGGCUGAUCUAUUUGUGGCCUGCCUCGUGAUGCCCCUUGGCGCCGUCUAUGAGAUCAGCCAAGGCUGGAUUCUUGGACCGGAGCUGUGCGACAUUUGGACCUCAUGCGAUGUCCUCUGCUGCACGGCAUCGAUUUUGCAUCUGGUUGCCAUUGCUGUCGAUCGCUAUUGGGCUGUGACCAACAUUGAUUACAUCCAUUCACGCACCAGCAACCGCGUCUUCAUGAUGAUCUUCUGCGUCUGGUCCGCAUCUGUGAUUGUUUCGCUGGCGCCACAAUUCGGCUGGAAGGAUCCGGAUUAUCUGCAGCGCAUCGAGCAGCAAAAGUGCAUGGUCUCACAGGAUGUGGCCUAUCAGGUAUUUGCCACCUGUUGCACUUUCUAUGUGCCACUGCUGGUUAUUUUGGCUCUGUACUGGAAAAUCUAUCAGACGGCCAGGAAACGCAUUCAUCGUCGACGACCGCGUCCUGUUGACGUGACAGCCAACAAUAAUCAGCCCGCUACUGGCGCUUCUUCAGAUACCAAAUUAAAUCGUCUGCGCUUACGUCUUGGCAAAUUUUCAACGGCCAAGAAUAAGAGCGGCACAGCGUCUGGCGGAGCAGGAGCUGCGGGAGGCAGCACGGCAUUGGGCCUGGUCGAGGGCAACUCGACGAAUACGGUUAACACGGUGGAGGAUACGGAGUUCAGUAGCUCGAAUGUGGAUAGCAAAAGUCGCGCCGGCAUCGAGGCGCCAAGCACAUCAGUUAGCCAAAUCGCUACCGUCUCACAUUUGGUGGCUUUGGCCAAUCAGCAGCACAAGCAACUGAAACCCACUGAAGCUGUUGAGCCACGCGUGCAGGAGGAGGAGCAGCUGGAGGAACAGCAGCAAGAACAUCAGCUAAAUGUGGUUGAAGCAACCGCAACCACAACAGCAGCAGCAGCAGCUGAAGCUGGAGAGGCAACAGCAGCAGCAGCGGCAGCAGCAGCAACAACACCAACUGGCAAAGCCAAUGGCAACGGCGGUGUGGAGGUGCUUGAGGAUCCGCAGCUGCAACAGCAGUUGGAACAAAUGCAACAGCUGCAAAAAACAAGCAAAUCCGUCGGCGGUGGUGGUGGCGGUGGAGGUGGUGCCAGCACAUCAAAUGCCACAACAAUUACAUCGAUAUCAGCGCUAUCGCCACAGACACCAACGACGCCAGCAGCUGGCCCAAUGACAACAAAGACCAGCACGCUAACCAGCUGCAACCAGGCGCAUCCGUUAUGCAGCUCCGCAAACGCCUCGGGUGCGGUAACACCCGAGCCGCGCACCAAACAGCUGCACCUGCAGCUGCAUCAGCAACCAAAUCCAAGUCCCAAUUCAUCCACUCAACACUCACAGCAGCAGCAGCCGGCACAGCAAUUGUCCAGCAUCGCGAAUCCCAUGCAAAAGGUGAACAAACGCAAGGAGACGCUGGAGGCGAAGCGUGAAAGGAAAGCGGCCAAAACCUUGGCCAUUAUAACGGGCGCCUUCGUUGUCUGCUGGCUGCCCUUCUUUGUGAUGGCGUUGACGCUGCCCCUCUGCGCCGCCUGCCAGAUCAGCGACAGCGUCGCCUCGCUCUUCCUGUGGCUGGGCUACUUCAACUCGACGCUGAAUCCGGUCAUCUACACGAUAUUCAGUCCUGAGUUCCGACAGGCCUUCAAGCGCAUCUUGUUUGGCGGUCAUCGACCAGUGCAUUAUCGCAGCGGGAAGCUCUAGAUAGUGCAUGCGAAGAGGCGAAGGCGUUUCUGCUAAGCAGGCGAAAGGAUUUGCCUCUUCGUUAAAAAUGUAUUUAAAAGGCCACAGAAAGCAGCUAAAGAAGAUGAACAAAAGGCAGCGGAAGAUGAUGAAGAAGAAGAAGACGAACACCAGCACUCACUACAUGCAUGUAUACCAAAAGUAAAGCAUUAGCAGUAGAUAUAAGAAAUGGAGAUUAUAAAUGUAUUAAAAAUAAAUGUAUUAAAAUAUA
This is a messenger RNA of Drosophila mojavensis, 3914 nucleotides long. RefSeq names its product 5-hydroxytryptamine receptor 2A (gene 5-HT1A). The record is from RefSeq and is a predicted model, not a curated record. Gene Ontology annotation, molecular function: G protein-coupled receptor activity. Gene Ontology annotation, cellular component: membrane. The coding region runs from base 1130 to 3664 and encodes 844 amino acids. Gene Ontology annotation, biological process: adenylate cyclase-activating adrenergic receptor signaling pathway. Lineage: Eukaryota; Metazoa; Arthropoda; Insecta; Diptera; Drosophilidae. The transcript has 11 exons.